AUGGCUAGGAAAAACUUUAAAUCAGACCAUAGUUCUACUAUUCAUUUUGAUUCUAGAACCAAUACUGUCAUGGCACAAUCUUCAACCAGCCAUAACCAUGUCAAACAAAAGGUGAAUGCAGUUAGAGAAGUUGUACCAGGGAAAUCAUUUGAUGAAAUAGUUUUAGUUUUGCAGUAUUAUGAUUAUAAUUCAGAGAAAGCUAUUCAAGCAUACUUAGAAGAUGGUGCUACAGAAGCUUUAACUCAGUGGCAUUUCAGUGGCUCUAAGGUGCAGAAUAAAAGGAAAAAGUCUAAGAAAGGACGCGCAGAAGAAGGAGCAGAUAACUCUUCUACCAAUUCCUUACAAAAUAUCAGUAAUAAUAAUAAUGAUGAGAAAAUUCCAGUCAUCAAUGGGGACCAUACAAACGACAUAUCCAGUCAGGCAUCCAUACCUAUAUCUUCUGGUCUAGACCAGUCAUAUCCAGAUAAAUCCAGUUCUAUGCACACAUCAUCCAAUGAAAAUCAGGUUGCAGACGCUAAACCACAACGUAAUAAAAGCUCAAAACAUAAACACUCAGGUCACCACGCCCAUCAGCCUGCCCCACCCCCACCUCCUAAAGAACAUCAUCAUGGGCGUGUAAGAACAGUCAGUGAAUGUAGUACAACUAGUCUUGGUUUGGGAGAUAACUUUACUUACAAAAAAGCUGGUUUAGAAAGAUCAGUGAAAGAUCUACAACGACAAACAAUUUCAUUAGAAAGAUUACGUUUAACUUUUGAUUCUGAGAUGGAAAAAGGACCAAAGAAAAUUAAAUCUGUCUUUGAAGAAGUCAGAAAAGCAGAUUCAGAUUUAGUCAUGGCACUGGUAAGUCCAACUGAUAAAUAUAUACUCUUAUUGACCAAGCUUGAGAGUUAUAAUUUUAUGCCCAUUCUAAGAUAUAUCAUUCAUUCAUUCAAUAAUUUUUUGACAGAAGAUGUAUUUGAAAGCAGACAACACCUAGCCAAUGAUUUAAAGAGACGGAUAGCAAAUGCUGAUGCAUUAAGUGAACAUGACCUAUCAGAAUUACGAGCUGAUGUCAAGCAUUUUGUUAGUGAGAGAAGAUUAGAUGAAGAUCUAGCUAAAACUACCCGGUUUAUGUAUGCACCAGAUCAUAUUCUAGAGGAAAUUAAAUCAUUUGGUGAAAUCGUUCCUUUGAAACAACAUUAUACAGCCCGCAGACCUUCUACAUCUUCGGUUGCAAGCAGUGGACCAAACCAUGAUCUUCAUCCACCUCACACAACACAGCAACAACAUCAUCAUAAACUACAACAUCAUAACACAACAUCAACAUCAGAUACAAAAUCAUCAGCAGCAACUACAAAUGGUAUUGAUAAUAAAACUGAUGAUGGUAAUGAAUCAGAUGAAGCUGAACUCACAGCUCAAGAUUUAGAAGAUUUACAGCAACGUUUACAAAACUCUCUACGUCUUAGUAAGGGAGGACCUAGAAACCGUCCUAGAACAGCUAAUUCUGACCAAGACAAUGCAAAGCGUCGACCACAAGAGAAAAAUAGUGGAAAAUCAGGUGAAACUAGAAAUAGAAGUCCACAAAAAUCAGAUAAGAAAUCCACAGAGAAUGGUCCAAGAGGUCCAAAGAAGGAGAAAGAUGGCCAGACCAAUGGUCCGAGAAGUCCAAAGAAGGAGAGAGACGGCCAGGCCAAUGGUCCAAGGAAAGAAGGAGAGAAUCAAGAGAAUGGACCAAGAAGGGAAGGCUCCGGAAGAGGAAGAGGGGGAAGGGGAAGAGGAAGGGGUGGUCGUGGCCGAGGAGGUGGAGCUAGAUCACCCAAUAACGAUUCAACAGCCAAUACUACUCCUGGUUCAAAAACGACUCAGGCUCCUCCUUCCACUAAUGGGGAUUCUGCUGCACAGUAAAUACAGAUAGGAAGCUAGAUAUGUGUUUGGGUAGUCUGAAACCUGCUGAUCCUUUUUUUUUUCCGGAUAUUUCAGUGUAAUCUUAACAAAUUUUCUCCCACAGUCCUGUUCCAAUGAUUAUUUUCAACCGAUUAAAGUGUGUUUCUUAACAAGGAUGAAUUGUGGGAGAGCAAAACCCAUAGUAGAGCAAUAUGUUAGUUAUCAAGAGACAGGUUCUUCAUGACAUGCUUUGAUUGGUUUAAAUAAUAUCAUUAGAACAGGAGCACAGUAAAACCUUGUUAGAUUACAAUGGAGAUGAAUAAAAUAGCCCAAGAC
Molecule: messenger RNA, 2199 nt
Organism: Lottia gigantea (owl limpet)
Lineage: Eukaryota; Metazoa; Mollusca; Gastropoda; Lottiidae
Exons: 15
Coding region: 1-1884 (627 amino acids)
Cellular component (GO): cytoplasm
Molecular function (GO): protein binding
Source: RefSeq, a predicted model, not a curated record